GCGCGCUUGCCGUCACUCCCAGCCCAGAGCCUGAGCCCUGGGAGCCGUAUCCCCCGAGGCACUCUCUUGCUUGUGCGGUUUCUUCUUUGCCGUCGAGCGCUUGCUCUCCGUCCUUCCGCCCUCUCCCCGAAGCGCUAGCCUCCACCUGUCCCGCGCGGUGCAGCCCAGGCCGGAGCGGCGAUGCGCCUCAUCCAGAACAUGUGCACCAUCGCCGAGUACCCCGCCGCGGGCAGUGCCGCCGCCGCCGAGUGCUGUCUGGGGGCCGCGGGCCGCCGGCUCGUCAAGAUCGCCGUGGUGGGGGCCAGCGGCGUGGGCAAGACCGCUCUGGUGGUCCGGUUCCUCACCAGGCGAUUCAUCGGAGACUAUGAAAGAAAUGCAGGUAAUCUCUACACCAGACAAGUCCAGAUAGAAGGUGAAAGCCUGGCGAUACAAGUUCAGGACACUCCAGGUAUUCAGGUCCAUGAAAAUGGCUUGAACUGCAAUGAGCAGUUGAAUCGGUGCAUCCGGUGGGCAGAUGCUGUGGUGAUUGUUUUUUCCAUCACUGACCACAAGAGCUAUGAACUCAUCAGCCAGCUCCACCAACACGUCCAGCAGCUCCACCUGGGCACUCGGCUGCCCAUGGUGCUCGUGGCUAACAAAGCUGACCUGUUGCACAUCAAGCAGGUUGACCCUCAGCUUGGACUGCAGCUGGCCAGCAUGCUGGGCUGCUCUUUCUAUGAAGUGUCUGUCAGCGAAAAUUACAAUGAUGUCUAUAACGCUUUCCACGUCCUGUGCAAAGAAGUGAGUCACAAACAGCAGCCCAGCAGCACGCCCGAGAAGCGAAGGACCUCUCUUAUUCCCCGGCCCAAGUCACCCAACAUGCAGGACCUGAAGAGAAGAUUCAAGCAAGCUCUCUCUGCCAAAGUGAGGACUGUCACCUCUGUUUGAAGUGUGACUACUCAAGGGGGUUUGGUCUUUGAGGAAGAGGCCUGGAGGUGCCUCUAGGUUGGGGACAUUGGAUGCUGGCAGUAGUUCAUGGCUCCAGAAAGGGCUGGAGCAGAAGGGCCCAGGGGCCUGUGGAACUGCUGCAGAAAAGGAAGCUGUGCGGAGCAGGGGGACAGAUGGAUGAGGCCUGAGAGAGCCCAUCAAGCCAUUGUGUACAUGUGACAUGUCUGUGUCUUGUCCUUAGAGUGGGGAAGAGGGCAGAUGUGUUUUGGUUUUUGUUCUCACCUGCCUUGUAAAUGAUGGUCAGCUGUAGUUUCAGCCAGAUAUAUUGGAAUGGUUUCUGGUGGGAAUGAAAGAACAGAUUUAAGUAUUCGCAGGCUUGCCUUUUUCCCUUCCCCCUUCUUUGUUUUCUCCUAAGAGGAAAAAUUGCUUUUCUCUUAUCCACAUGAUUCAUAUCUCUGGCAAACUAUUCCUUACAGAGUACCUUUCUAGCCUGAAGGAUACCCAGAUUUCUUUUUUCUUUCUUUUCUUUUUUUUUUUUUUUAAGAACAAGGAAAAAAAAAUCUCCCUCCCCUCAAAAGGACUCAAGUUCAUGGGCCAAAAUAUUCUGUACACAUACAGCUGCGAACUGUGGUCUGCAGGAGGCCCUGGCGCUCCUGACACAGGAUGGGGUGUUUAGUUGGACACGUGUUGAGUAGCUGGGAACUUAAACUCUUCAACCCCAGACUAAUUGUAAGACUGCAUAGUUCCUUGUAUUUUUGUUUUUUUAAUUGUUGGACCAGGUACAGAAAAACGUAUUAGUUGAUUUUGGUAUGAUUUGUGUAAAUGGCUUAUGACAAUGACGUUGGGUUGCUUCCUAGGCCUGGCUGAGUCAUGGCAAUGGGUGGCUAAAGUACAAGAACACUAUCUUACAGAGUGUCUAGAUGCAGGGGCUACCUGCCAAAUCCCCUACACAGAUGCACUUUAAAAAGCCACUUGUGCUUUGGCUUGAACUGUAAUUAAUUUAUUUUAUGUACAAUAAAUUUCAUUUUAAAAGAGCA
This is a messenger RNA of Heterocephalus glaber (naked mole-rat), 1964 nucleotides long. It is a transcript of the gene Rasl11b, whose product is annotated as RAS like family 11 member B. The record is from RefSeq and is a predicted model, not a curated record. Gene Ontology annotation, molecular function: GTPase activity; GTP binding. NCBI's taxonomy places the organism in Eukaryota, Metazoa, Chordata, Mammalia, Rodentia, Bathyergidae.